Anneissia japonica is the source of this 4245-nucleotide messenger RNA. Its product is annotated as putative helicase MOV-10. The record is from RefSeq and is a predicted model, not a curated record. NCBI's taxonomy places the organism in Eukaryota, Metazoa, Echinodermata, Crinoidea, Comatulida, Comatulidae. The transcript has 21 exons. Gene Ontology annotation, molecular function: 5'-3' RNA helicase activity; RNA binding; ATP hydrolysis activity. Bases 123 to 2933 code for a protein of 936 amino acids.
UAAGAAUAGAAGGUUUCAAGCACAUAUAAAUAUAUAAGUUGUAUUUUAUAUCUUUAUUUCAUUCAAACUUUUGAAUUGAUAGAAGGUAGUCAGGGUGUGCUGUUGAAUCCACAAUAGCCAAUAUGCCACAAGGACGCGGAAACAGUGUUCGGAAAAACAACAGGCUCAGAGAUACUUGGAACUGCUUCGUUAGUUUCCUUAGUGCUAGAGGAGAAUCCGCUUUCUUCAGGGAUCUGGAAGAUUUGCGAACGGUCUACGAUGAAGACUUUUCAGAAGCUUCUGGAUUUGGCAUUACGGGACCAUCUUUUAGAUUUGAGAAGCUCAUUAAAGAUCUGAGGUGGUCAAAGAAGAUUAGGAUUGAAAAUGGACAAUUGAUUAGAAACUCUGUCCCAUACCGACACUUAACAGUUGAUCAGUAUGUAAAAGAACGGGAAAAGAAUCGCAUAGACACAAAAAAGACAAACGAUCCAAAUGCACUAUACUGUACCUAUUGUGAUGUGUUUUGUAGUCAAAGUAACUUUAAUUCCCAUUUAAGUGGAGAGAAUCAUCGCUGUCAAGUGAUCUUCCAUUUCAUAAGGUGCAAAAGACAAACUUUGCAUGCCGAUAAAUAUGGCAUCAAAGUGACUUCCAGUCAUGAUGUUCACAGUGAUAUUUUGGUUCCAAAUAUAAGCAAGGAUCAGCCAGUAACAAUUAAUAUAACCAUUCAAAAUGAAGGCAAUGAAAAUUGUGUCACAUUGUUACUAGGUUUGUUAAUGAUGGAAGGGACUCCAUUCAGUUUAAAUGUAAAUGUAAACCUAAGAGAUGUUCUCAUUCCACUAAAUGGCGAUGUCAAGUUUUCAGUUCAAUGUGAACCAAGGUUUGUCAACAAUUACAGGAACGUCCUGGCACUUGCUUUUGCUCUUCCAGACAGAACCUUUUUUCAAAUUCUUCGAAACAUCGUUGUGGAGGUGGAGACUGAUCUGACGGAAGAACUGAAACCAACUACUCCUUACGUUAAACCACCUGUAGCAACUAGAAGGAGUAAAAAUGUUGAACACAUAGAUGGAGUUCGGUUAAUACCUAAUGCUUCAUCCAAUGGUUUAGUGAUGGUUAAACCAAAUAUAUACCCUGUUCCGAAAAAGUUAAGAUCUAGUAUGAAUAGAGGAAAAACAGGUGAAAUAGAAAAAAAGUUGCGGAAGAAGCUGGCGUUGGAAAAUUACGCAAGUAAGUUCUCGACAUUGUUGCACAUUGAAGAACUUCAGAUGGAUGUGGAUAUUCUGAAGUACAGCAUGAGUAAUGUAACAAUGACUCUAGACAAGGAUAAAAAGUCACUCAGGCUAAAGGUGCCUGGGCUAGCUGAGAAUCGUCCCUCAGUACUGAAAGGGGAUUACUUGUUUGCUAUACCAAAGGACAGUCCAAACAAAUGUUACACAGGCUAUGUCCAUCGUGUGGAAAUGGAAGAACUUGUUUUAGGUUUCAACUCAAGACUAGUGAAAGGUUUCAUAAAAAAUUCGAAGUUUGAAAUAGAGUUCACAUUCAACCGACUACCUUUACAGCUUCAACACCGUGCGGUGGGACAGGCCAUUCCAAAAGGACUCACACCUGUCCUGUUCCCAGAUAUAAGAACUGCUGCAAAAGCUGGUCCCCUUUGCAAUCCUGCAAAAACGCUUUUCGACCGUACACUUGAGAGCAAUGCUGAGCAGCGUGCAGCAGUUAGGCACAUUACUGAAGGAUCAUCAAGGCCAGCUCCAUACCUUGUGUUUGGCCCGCCAGGUACAGGAAAGACAGUGACCAUUGUAGAAGCCAUCAAACAGGUUUACAAGCACAUGAGUGACAGCACAAUCUUAGCCUGCGCACCUUCAAACAGUGCUGCAGACCUCAUAGCUCGCAGGCUUUUGAAAAGCGGUCCAAUCGCACGGUCGACCAUUUAUCGUAUGAAUGCCAAAUAUCGGGGUUGGGACACAGUGGAAGCAGAUCUUAAGGAACCUACUAACAUUUGCAAUUAUAACUCUCGGUCUGGUGAGAAUCAAUUUCCAGUAAUCGAUGUGAUAAAAGGGUACAGAGUAGUAGUGACUACACUAGUUACGGCUGGAAGACUUGCGAGUGCUAAUUUCCCACUCAACCACUUUACUCACGUUUUCAUUGAUGAAGCUGGCCAUGCUGAGGAGCCAGAAGCUAUCAUAGCUGUCUCCAACCUGCUGAACCCAAACAAUCCAAACGGAGGUCAACUCGUACUUGCCGGAGAUCCAAAACAAUUGGGACCAGUACUGCGGUCGCCAUUGGCCAUCAAGUUUGGCUUAGGUAUGAAUUUUCCAUUAAUCUUUCAUGGUGUUGAAGGUAAAGAUGAAAGAGAAGGGACCAGUCCAUCGUUUUUCAACACCAAAGAAUGUGAUGCUGUCAUUACAUAUGUUAAACAGCUGAUGGAGGGAAAGUAUUCGGGAAAGAAGUUGCAACAGUCAGAUAUUGGUGUGAUCUCACCUUAUCGUAAACAGGUUCAAAAGAUUCAGAAAGCCCUUAAGAAGCGUAACUAUGAAAAAAUCAAAGUGGGCUCAGUUGAAGAAUUCCAGGGGCAGGAGAGACUAGUCAUUAUCGUAUCAACCGUACGUAGUAAUAAUGAAGAUUAUCUGAAAAUGGACAAGCAUUUCCAUCUUGGUUUCCUUGACAACCCAAAGAGAUUCAACGUUGCAAUCACUCGUGCAAAAGCGUUGUUAAUUGUUAUCGGAAACCCUGUAGUGCUAAGCAAAGAUGAAAACUGGAAAAGGCUUAUUGACUUCUGCAAUAGAAAAGGAGGUAGCAAAGGAAUAAAGUAUCAAAUUGAUAAUGAAGAUGAGUUAAAGAACUUACUCACUAAAUUUGAUGCCAUUAAAAUCACUAAACCCGCUCUGGAAGACGAUGACACAGGUGUGAGCCCCAUCACGCAGCAGAAUGAACCACCAUGGCGUGCAGAACUGUAAAGAUCCAACACAAUACCAAGGAGUGGAAAGUGAUUAACUUGUCUAUUUGGUGAAUAUUAUCUAAUCCUAGAUAAACCGACUAAUUGUUGUUGUUCCCGAAACAGAACAUCCUUUCAGAAGAAAAAAGAUAGAACAGUCCGACCCAGUGUGCCACAUACUAACCAUCUUCCUAACAAUAAUCCUCAUUGCCUAUUCGAUGGUGCUCCAUAUAAGGAGCUCCCUUUUGUUGCUAAGGAUUAUCUGCAAUAAGCCACAUACUUUUAGAAACAAGAGAUUGUGCUUAUUCGACAGGUUCAUUCCAUUGACUGCGAUUUUUCGUUGAGUAUUAUUUUCAUUCGACUGGUUCAUAGACUUCGUUGCUAACUAAAAAAUUAAUGUAACCAGAGUGUGUUAAUCAGCGUUAAGUUAUUCACGUGACCAAAUCAAACAUGGCUGAUUAGCCAGUUUAGAAACAACAUUUGCAUUUAAUAUAAUUUAGAUUAAAUUUUAGAAAAUAAGAAUUAUAAUAUUUACCCACAUGAAGUCAAAAAAUGAUUGUAGGCUAACAGAAAGAAAACACAAAAAAACCCAUACUGCUACAAGCCGAAGCAAUCUUGAUUACGCAGCGUGUAUCGCUGUAACUAUGCUGCCAUUUUGUUUUGUUGUGUAUUUACAAGAUUUCUAUUCGACUGGUCAUCUUCGUUAGGUAGGAUUUUACAACUGCACAGGUGUGCGUGGUUUAGCGAAGAACGACCAGUUGAAUACAGACAUUGUGUUUCUGUGUUGUGCAUUAUUCUUGGAGUUUAUUUUCAAGAAGUUUUAAACGACAUGUCCUUUGUUUUAGCUUUUUAUUUUGUAGUCAGUAGAUCAAUAUGUUCACUCAUAAGUCCUUGUGCUCGGCGUGUGGGGGGCCCAAACUGAGUGUUAGGCUUGAUUGACACUUAGAGUGCCCUUUGUGUCGUUCUUAAGAAAGGCAAAGCCUUGCGAGGUUCCCCCAACUAAGUUUGCGGCAGCUCUUGAUUGGGCUGCCCCCAGUCUAGGAGUUCGUUUACCGGCAAUGUCGGGGGUCGUACCAUUGGACGAUUCUCCUCCGCGUCCAGUUGAGGGUCCAUCGGUCUCGCACCCGAUGGGUCCCUCAUCUCUUUUUGAUCCGCUUGACCCUGCUUUUGUGUCUUUAGCAGGUGGCCUCUGUUGCUAUAGGGAGGUUUUUGUAACAAUGGGCUGAAAGCUUCAAAGGAGCUUUCUUUGUUUUUGUAGGUAGCUUUGAUCAGUAGGGUAAGAAUGCUUUGAUCUUUAGGUUAUUCGUAACUAUGUUACUAGGGGUAAUGUUUUG